UCCAAAUCGAAAUGUUGUCUAAAUUGGGUUGUCUGUUGUUUGUUCUCUCGUUUGGGAAUAGCUUUUGUACAAGUCAGGAUGAUCUGCCAGAGAUAGACACGCCUUUGGGCAGAGUUCGGGGAUAUUGGAAGACAUUAGAAGGCAUAACUUAUGCUGCUUUUGAGGGAAUCCCGUACGCAAAACCACCAGUGGGCGAUUUGAGGUUCGAGGAACCUGAACCCAUAGUGGCUUGGUCAGAAACCUUGGAAGCAAACACUCUUCACACAUGCAUUCAAGCUGGGCUGCGUGCUCCUGAAACAAUAUCUGGAGAAGAAGAUUGCCUCUACAUAAACGUGUACAUCCCUGAAGGGUCUGUGAAGAACCCCAAGGCACUCGAUGUGAUAGUGUCAAUCCAUGGUGGUGCCUUUGUGGCGGGUGCUGGACAUAAGGCUUUUAAUACAUUCCUAGAGAACGACGCUGUGCUCGUAUCUUUCAAUUACCGUCUUGGUAUUCUAGGAUUUCUAAGCACGGAAGACGACGUCAUACCCGGCAACAACGGACUGAAAGACCAAGUCUUGGCACUCAAGUGGGUCAGGGACAAUAUCGCUUCGUUCGGGGGAAACCCCCACUCCGUCACCAUAGUCGGCCUAUCAGCGGGCGGAGCCAGCGUCCACCUCCACUAUUUCUCCCCCCUCUCAGAAGGAUUGUUCGUCAAGGGGAUUUCGCAGAGUGGUUCGGCUCUAGCACCGUGGGUGAUCAAGAAAAACGCCUUACAACGUGCCAAGAAGCUCGCAGUUUUAGUCAGCUGCCCUGACAGUCCCUCAGAAGAACUGAGGAGCUGUCUCAAACAGAAACCAGCGCAAGCGUUGCUGAAACAAUUGGUAAAUUUCCAAGGUUCCGACAACUUGGCGCCAAUAAUACCUUUUGCCCCAGUUGUGGAAAAUAAAUCAGCAAACGCUUUCUUAGACGCAGAUCCUUACCAGCUCUUGAAGGAAGGUAAAGUUCAUGAUGUGCCUUGGAUAACUUCCUUUACUAAUGAUGAGGGACUGUUUGUUACGGGAUAUUUCUGGCAAAUCUUGGAAGAGGUAGACGAGAGAUGGGUAGAACUAUUUCCGGAUCUGCUGGUAUACAAUGACACUCUAGAUGCAUCACAAAUGGAGACAGUACCGAAGGAAGUUUUGGACUACUAUUUGGGAGCAGGAGAAAAUAUCAAUAAGAAGAACUUCAAAAAAUUUACGAAGAUAUUAACCGACAGGUUGUUUGCUGUCCCUGCAGAACUGUCAGCUAAACUGCACGCCAAUGUAACCAAAUCUCCUGUAUAUUUUUACAAAUUCAACUACACUGAGGGUGAAAAUAAAUUCACCGACUUCUUACCAGAUGCUCAAGGGGUAGAAGGUGUGGCCCAUGGCGACGACGGAAUCUACUUCUAUGGGGUGAAGCAUAUAAAUUCGUUAUCAGAACAGGAUAAACGCAUGAUUACUGCUUGUCAUAACGUGUUGUACUCGUACGCCACCAGCGGUAUUCCUUCUUUCGAUGGGACAGACACUUGGCAAGCAACGGGAUCUGAAGAGCUGACUUACUUGCUUGUAAAUGGACCAGAAGACAUGAAGCUGCACAAGAGUGAAAGCCUGACUCCUGUUGACUUUUGGACCAAACUCGGAUUCCCGGAAUUUGAAAAUGAUGUUGUAAAAGACAAACCGUAGUUUCCCUCCAGUAUCUUAUUUCAUAGACAAUUUUAAAUUAUUCUUACGAAAUAUUCUCUAUAUUAUAUUUAUAAAGCGUAUGCAAGAAAAAAAUUAAAAAAAAACAAAUCAUUAAGUUUU
Messenger RNA from Anoplophora glabripennis (Asian longhorned beetle), 1802 nucleotides. Its product is annotated as venom carboxylesterase-6-like. The transcript is spliced from 9 exons. The record is from RefSeq and is a predicted model, not a curated record. The coding region runs from base 12 to 1682 and encodes 556 amino acids. Lineage: Eukaryota; Metazoa; Arthropoda; Insecta; Coleoptera; Cerambycidae.